CACAAGUUAUGACCCUCCCGGUCUUUGCGACACGUUCUUACACUGUGGUACUAGAAGAUGCACACUGCAAUAUCACAAGUAUUGUAAUGUCUGAACUAUUUAAUAUUUAUGUUAAAUCUCUUUCUUCAAUUCCUUGCAGGGUAUAAUGCUUUGGAAUUUACAUUAUCAAUCUUUCUAAUGGAACAUGAAUAUAACAUCCAUCUCAGACUCAUUGUCGUUUCAUGAUGUAUUGCUUAACAAGAGUUCGGACGUUGUUCUCAUGAUAUCUGUGUAAGACGUCGAGAAGGGUAACUAUCAUUGUGGAAGACGUACAAGAGUUGGUGCGCAAAGGACAACUCUCUUCAUCUUCUUCUUCAAGCAGUGUUGUCAUUCCUGAGAGGUUUGUGAAAGGAGGCAUGGCGCCCGGUGCCGAUACGAGGCCAACAGUAGUCAUACCCGCCUUUUCUUCUUCUUCUUCUUCUUCUUCUUCAGAACAACAAGAAGAAGACACCAUCAGAAUCCCAGUCAUUGAUUUAAGCAAACUGUUGAUCACCUCAUCAGACGACGUCAACUCUCCCCUCUUCCUUGAUGAACUUUCCAACCUCUCUCAUGCUUGCCAGCAUUGGGGAUUCUUUCAAGUAGUGAACCAUGGGGUAGAGAAGAGGUUACUGGAGGAGAUGGAGAAGUUGGCCAUGGAUUUCUUCAUGCAGCCAUUGGAGGAGAAGAGGAAAUACGCGAUGGCCCCGGGAGGGAUACAGGGGUAUGGCCAGGCCUUCGUCUUCUCUCAAGACCAGAAACUGGACUGGUGCAACAUGUUUGCUCUUGGGGUUCAUCCCCAUUCCAUUAGGGUUCCCUCCCUCUGGCCCUCCAAUCCCCCUCACUUCGGGGAAACGGUGGAAACAUACACGAGAGAAAUGAAGGGAUUGUGCGAGAAGUUGAUGAAGUAUAUAGGAAUCACUUUGAACGGAAACGGCGACGUUUUCGACAGGGCAUUUGCGAAGGGGUGUGUGCAGGCCGUGAGGAUGAACUAUUACCCGCCAUGUCCCAGGCCUGAUCUCGUUUUGGGCCUUAGCCCACAUUCCGACGGGAGUGCCCUUACUGUGCUGCAACAGCCCAAUUUCGGCCCGCCGGGCCUUCAGAUACUCAAUGAUAAAAAUGAAUGGGUCCAAGUUCCCUCUCUUCCAAAUGCUCUCGUCAUCAACGUCGGUGACACCAUCGAGGUGCUGACUAAUGGAAAAUAUAAGAGCGUGGAGCAUAGAGCGGUGACGGACAAAGAGAGGGACAGGCUGUCGAUAGUCACAUUUUAUGCGCCAAGUUACGAAAUGGAAAUUGGGCCUUUGCCGGAAAUGGUGACCGAAGACAACCCGGCCCAAUUCAGGACCUACAACCAUGGCGAAUUCAGCAAACACUAUGUUACCAGCAAGCUUCAGGGCAAGAAAUCCCUUGAUUUCGCCAAGUUCAGCUUUUAGUACAUUAUAAUAUUAUAAAUAAUUAAUUACUUUAAUA
Messenger RNA from Cuscuta campestris, 1485 nucleotides. The record is from the annotation of a GenBank genome assembly. Lineage: Eukaryota; Viridiplantae; Streptophyta; Magnoliopsida; Solanales; Convolvulaceae.